CCGGCUCCUCUCCGGCUCCGCUCGGUGCGCGGCUCCCGGGGGUCCCGGCCCAUGGCGGGGCGCUGAGCCCCCCGACCCCCAGCACAGCCGGGGCCGCCGCCCCCCACCAUGCGCUGGGGGGGUCUCCUCCUGCUCCUCCUGCUCCGCGGGGCGCUGGGCGCAGGACGCCCCCCCGGGAGCCCGGUGGUGGGCGAAGGGCGACGGAGAGCUCGGGAUACGUCCGAGGGGACCCGGAUCAGCCACGACCUGGGCGGGGGCAGCCUGGCCAUCGACACCCUGCCGGCCAACGAGACCCGGAUCGUGGAGGACAACCACAGCUACUACGUGUCGCGGGUGUUCGGCCCCGGGGAGGCCCAGAGGAAGGGGCUGUGGGUGGACAUGGCAGCGGCCAACGGGAGCCAAGUGAAGAUCCACGGGAUCCUCUCCAACACUCACCGCCAGGCCUCGAGGAUCAUCCUCUCCUUUGACUUCCCCUUCUACGGCCACCUCCUGCGGCAGGUCACGAUAGCGACGGGCGGUUUUAUCUUCGUGGGGGACGUGAUCCACCGCAUGCUCACGGCCACCCAGUACAUCGCCCCCCUCAUGGCCAACUUCAACCCCAGCUACUCCCGCAACUCCACUGUCCAGUACCUGGACAACGGGACGGUUUUCGUGGUGCAGUGGGACAAGGUGUACCUGCAGGGGAAGGAGGACAUGGGCAGCUUCACCUUCCAGGCAGCCCUGCACAGCACCGGGAGGAUCGUCUUUGGGUACAAGGAGAUCCCGGUGCCAGUCCUGCAGAUCAGUGCCACCCAGCACCCCGUGAAGGCCGGGCUCUCCGACGCCUUCAUGGUCCUCAACCCUUCUCCCGACGUGCCUGAGUCCCGGCGCCGGACCAUCUACGAGUACCACCGUGUGGAGCUGGACACCAGCAGGAUCAGCAGCCUGUCUGCCGUGGAGUUCACCCCCCUGCCCACUUGUCUCCAGCACCAGAGCUGUGAAACGUGUGUGACCUCGGAGCUGACCUUCAACUGCAGCUGGUGUCACGUCCUGCAGAGGUGCUCCAGUGGCUUUGACCGGUACCGGGAGGAGUGGUUGUCCUAUGGCUGUGGCCAGUCAGAUGAAAAGACCUGUGAGGAUCUGGCAGAAGGCAGCCACUACUCAGCCCCUCCUGACAGCUCCUUGUCCCCUCUGAGCGAGGGUGUCCCCUCCUCCACGGCCUCGCUCUUCAUCGACAGCCUCACCACCGAAGACGACACGAAGCUCAAUCAGUUCGCAGGAGCAGAGGGCAUGGGGAGCAGCCUUCCUUCCAAGACGGCCCCAAUUCCCACCGGCACCAUCGUGGGGAUCGUCCUGGCCGUGCUGCUCGUGGCCGGGAUCAUCCUGGCUGGGAUCUACAUCAGCAGCCACCCCACCUCCAACGCCGCCCUCUUCUUCAUCGAGCGGAGGCCGCACCACUGGCCCGCCAUGAAAUUCCGGAAUCACACCCACCACGCCACCUACGCCGAGGUGGAAGCAGCCAGCCAGGAAAAGGAGGGAUUCGUGGAAGCAGAGCAGUGCUGAGCGAUCCUCCCUCCCUCCCCUCCUGCAUCCCGAACCUGCAUCCUGCAUCCCGAACCUCCCGUUAUCCCACUGCAAAGUCUGUCCCCUUCCUGGAGGAGAACCGGCAAGGAGAGAGAGGGGAAAAAAAAAGGAGCCAAGAAAUGGAGAUUUCUUUUUUUUUUUUUUUUUCAAGGAGGAGGCUGGAUGUGCCUGGAUCCUCCUGGGCACCCCCUGGGUGUGGUGGGGGGCAAAGUGCAGCCAACUUUUGACCUUGGUGAGGGGUUUUUUGGGCUUUUUGUUUGUUUAUUUGUUUUUUCCCUCUUCCCUCCUCCACCAGAGCAGCAGAAAUGGGGGGGGGAAAUCUCGUUCUGGGGGUGCCUCGAGCAGCAGGUUCUUGGGGAGCGAAGAGAAGCUUUUUGGGGCACAGUGGCUCUGGAAUGCUCAGGAAUGUCGUGUUGGUGCCUCUCCCCUCUCGUGGAGUAGUUGGGAAGCGGGAUCAGAUGUUGUGGUGGCCCAGGAGGGGUCAGGUUGGCUCUGCAGGGCUCCUCUCCCAUCCCCUCACCCCCCAGCUCUGUCCCUUUCUCCCCUUUGCCUUCUUUAAUUGACAUUUAAUUUUGCCUUCA
Pseudopipra pipra is the source of this 2144-nucleotide messenger RNA. RefSeq names its product plexin domain containing 1 (gene PLXDC1). The coding region runs from base 109 to 1542 and encodes 477 amino acids. The record is from RefSeq and is a predicted model, not a curated record. NCBI's taxonomy places the organism in Eukaryota, Metazoa, Chordata, Aves, Passeriformes, Pipridae. The transcript has 14 exons.